Molecule: messenger RNA, 3762 nt
Organism: Plasmodium cynomolgi strain B
Lineage: Eukaryota; Apicomplexa; Aconoidasida; Haemosporida; Plasmodiidae
Product: leucyl-tRNA synthetase putative
Exons: 2
Coding region: 1-3762 (1253 amino acids)
Biological process (GO): leucyl-tRNA aminoacylation; mitochondrial translation
Cellular component (GO): mitochondrion
Molecular function (GO): leucine-tRNA ligase activity; ATP binding; aminoacyl-tRNA deacylase activity
Source: RefSeq, a predicted model, not a curated record
AUGGGAGCAGCGAAUGUGAGGGAGGCGCUAGAAGCAGCGAAGGUGAAGAACGCGUUAGAAGCAGCGAAGGUGAAGGACCCGUUAGAAGCAGCGAAGGUGAAGGACCCGUUAGAAGCAGCGAAGGUGAAGGACGCGUUAGAAGCAGCGAAGGGCCUACACAUGGGGCACAUCCUGUGUUUCACCAUAACGGACGUGCUGGCCAAGUUCAAGCGAAUGACCAACCACUGUGUCUUCCAUCCUAUCGGAUGGGACAGCUUCGGGUUGCCAUGCGAUAGGAUGUCUAUGAAGCUGAAAAUGGACCCCAGAAAUAUUAUCAAAAAAAAUAUACACAAUUUUAAAAAACAGCUACUCCAAAUGGGGUUCCUCUUCAAUUGGGGUAACGAAAUUAACACAUCGGAUGAAAGAUUUUAUAAGUGGACCCAAUGGAUCGUCAUCCAAAUGUACUUAAGAGGGCUGGGUUAUAAGAAACGGUCCUAUGUUAAUUGGUCGAACGAAAUUAAGUGUGUAAUUUCUAAUGAUGAAAUGAAGAAUGAAGCGAAUGUGGAAGGAUUAAAAGUAACAAAGAGGAAGCUGUUGCAAUGGUACCUCAGGAUCACGACGUAUGCCACUAGACUUAUUGAAGAUUUAAAGGACAUCGAGUGGCCGGAGAAGAUAAAGCUUAUGCAGAUUAAUUGGAUAGGAAUGAAAAGAGGCAUCAUCUUAAAGGCUAGAGUUAUACCCUUUGGUGAGUGGAUAACUGGGGAUCUCUUUUGCACUCCUUCGGAUUAUUUCACCUUACGUGUUCUUUACCGUAGCAUCUACGCCAACGAUGGGAUGACUCUCCUUUUUAAUUAUUUGUACCAUGGGGGGGGGGUGAGUUACGACUUCUUCGAUUCGUUUGUCCGAGAGGGGGCCGAGAGGUAUCCCAUGAGAGCGGCCGACAACCAUCCCAUUAGAGCGGCCGACAACCAUCCCAUUAGAGCGGCCGACAACCAUCCCAUUCCAGCGGCCGCUAACCAAAUGGAACGACUCAUUCACGACGAGGACGCUGUGCAAAAGGCACUGAGGGUGAUCAAGCCGAGGGCAGCUACAGUGGGGCUGCUGUCUGACGGGAGGGAGAAAAAACAUCUGCUGAAGUUCGACACGGAUAGCGAAGAGAACGAAGGGGAUUCCUACGUGAAAAUAUUUCUAAACGAAAAGGAGGCCAUCUUCCAAGGGGACAAAUUAUUAGUCAGUGUGAAUCAUCCGAAUAUCCACCAGAUAGUAAAUAGGAACAAAUUUUUACGUUCCUUUGUGAGCACAGCAGUCAGGCAAAACGACAUGGAUAGGCUAAAGAAUGAACGGAUUCUCUUCACAGGCUCUGUUAUUUACAACCCUAUAAUAGGGAAGUACAUCCCUAUAUAUGUAUGUACCUAUGUAUUAGAGAACAGUGGGCAUUUGCUGUUCGUUAAAAGGGGGAAGAGAGAGCAAGUGGGAGAAACUUCAAAGAGAGAAGAAGUCCUGCACAAAUUGUUAUGCUCAUCGAAGUAUAGCAAAAGGUACUGUGUGUACAACCUGAAGGACUGGUUGUUUUCGAGACAGAGGUACUGGGGCGAGCCGUUUCCUUUUCUCAUCCCGGUGAGAAGCACACAAAAGGGGGAGGAGCCAAAAGGGGAGGAGUCAAAAGGGGAGGAGCCAAAAGGGGAGAUUAAAACUGUGUGCAAUUCGGCUGUGAACAGGGGGGGAAUCUACAUAGACGACAUCCCUGUGCAUCUACCCAAGUUCCACAAAAGAAUAUACGAAUUGGGUUCGAAUAAAUACAAUGAAGGAUCUCCCUCCGUUCUCUCCAGAUUUAAAAAAUGGGUUUUCCAAAGGAGAGAAAACACUCUAUAUAAGAGAGAGUGUGAUAUAAUGCCCCAGUGGGCGGGUUCUAGCUGGUAUUACUUAAGGUACUUGGACUCAAAGAAUACGAAUCGCAUUUUUAACAAGGAGAGAGCAAAUUUGUGGAUGCCUGUGGACCUAUACGUUGGGGGAAGUGAGCAUGCUGUGCUGCAUCUUCUGUACGCCAGGUUUUUUCACAAAUUUCUGUACGAUCUUAAGCUGGUUAGCCAUAAGGAGCCCUUUCAGAGGCUCUUCAAUCAGGGCCUUCUCUUAAGCGCCACUUCGUUCUUUGCCUUCACGACGUUGGGGGGGAAGUUGGUUAGUUAUGCGUCCGUGAGGGGGGAAGCGGCAGAGGGGAAUAAUACCGAGCAGGAUGGGGGGACCCAGCACGGAGAGGAGGGCUCUUUCCAAGCGAGCAGCAUGAAGAGUACCCCUGGGGAAGAUGCCCACACGGGUGGGAGUGCCGAACCUCGCAAAGAGGGAGAGAGGCAACCGGCCUUAUCAGAUCAGCGGCCCUUAUCCGGUCAGGCGGCCUUAUCCGACCAGCGGCCCCUACCCGAGCAGCCGCCCCCACCCGAGCAACCGAAUUGCGCCACUGAAAAGGUGCUACGAGGAAUGGUCCCAUGCGAGGAGGGGAAGAAGUACAAAAAGUAUCAAAUUCCAGAGGAGCUGGUGGUGCAGAGAGAAGGAAAAUAUUAUUUGAAGGACGCCCCCCACGUGGAAGUAAAAGCCAACUAUGAAAAAAUGUCCAAAUCUAAAGGAAAUACAGUGAACCCGAAUGAUAUUGUGAAAAGGUAUGGGUCCGAUUGUCUCCGACUGUACAUCCUAUUCUUAGGACCUAUAGAUCAAAACAAAAAAUGGGACCUAAAAGGAAUAAAAGGGACUUUUAAAUUCUUAACCAAUUUGUAUAGCUUGUUUGUGAAGGAUGUAAAAGAUCCCCCGACGACCUUGGGUGGGGAGAAGAGACAAGAAAAGUGUAUCGCCACUACGGAGGUUCACUCGGGAGGAGUUCCCCAGAAAGGUAGCGAUAAUUUUGUGGAAACCCCUCGAGAGAGAAGCAGCGAUCAUAUAAUUUGUACCAAGUGUAGGAGAAAAAAACGAAAUAAGCAGAUGAUUCUGAAAUUUGAGAUGAUUAAAAAUGGGGGGAGCCAACAUGAAGGAGAAUUUAAUUCAGGAAAGAAAAAAGAAGCAAUAAAACGUCAUAUAAACUCGCUAUGGAGUCAAGACCACUUGUGCAAACAGCUAUCAGACGUGAUUGUAAAAAAAAAGGGACACGAAAUUGAACGAGAGAAAAAAGAAAGAGCAAAUUUUUACAUUGAAAAAAUAACUAAAUGUCUAAACAGCAUGAAGCUCAACACAGCCGUCUCCUUCUUCAUGAUGUUUUUUAACGAAAUUAAAAAGUGGGACUACAUCCCGUUGAAGAUUUUUUUGAUCUUUGUUAAGUUGCUGUACCCCUUCUGUCCUCACAUCUGCGAGGAGUUCUGGUUCUUCUAUUUGAAGAAAUACAAAUCAGAGAGAAAGCAGAUUUGUUACUUCUGCAACUCUAGCCUGAUGUACUUCGCACGCUGGCCCUCCUUGUUCCGAUUGGACGCGCCACAGGUGGGUAAGCUUUCCAUCCGGCUGAAUAACCGCCACGUGGCUUUCAUGGAGGUUGAGGGGGGAAGCGGUUUGGGGGAGCUGCAAAGUUUAGGGAUUUUUCGGCAUUCGGAACGACCCACAAAUGACGAACCGACGGAACGACCCACAAAUGGCGAACCGACGGAACGACCCACAAAUGGCGAACCGACGGAACGAUCACAAAGAAUCAUUCGUGAGGCCACAAAUAGGAUAACGGAUCGAAUCGAAAAAGAGAAGAAAAGGGGAAGACGACUUAUCAACGUUGUGUAUAUUCCGAACAGAGUCGUAAAUUUUGUUUUUAAGUGA